GACAGGACACAGACACAACAUUGAUAAUGGAUUCUCGCGCCACUCAACGGAUAACUCGAAUACUUUUAACUGGUCCACCAGGUAUUGGCAAGACGACAGUAUGUAAAAAAAUAAGUGAGUUAAUUGAAAGAAAUAAAUUUAAUUAUGAUGGAUUUUAUACUGAAGAAAUAAGAUCGUCUUGUAAAAUGAGGAUUGGGUUUGAUGUGGUGCCACUAAAAAAUGUCGAUCAGCGAAGUUGUCUGGCACGAAUCGAAUCUGCUUUGGAAGGAAGGAAACCCUCGAAAAUAAAAGUUGGGAAUUAUCAAGUUUUUGUUGAUGAAUUUGAAGUCGUUGCACUGCCAAGACUACAAUCAAUAUCAGAUAUUUUGAUGAUUGAUGAAAUUGGCAAGAUGGAAUUAUUUAGCAAGCGAUUCAUUGAUUGCAUUGAAAAUUUAUUUUUUAAAGACCCGUGGAAAAAAAACUUUAUUGUCGCUACGAUUCCAGCAAAAGAUCGCGUUCCUCAGCGACAUCGUAAUUUAUUUGAUAAGUUAUAUCAGAUAAAUGAUUGCAAAAUUUAUGAAGUAACCAGGGAAAAUCGUGAAAAAUUACCGAAAGAAAUUAUGGAUGCUAUCAAAGUAAUAAUGGAUACAAAGUAA
Microplitis demolitor is the source of this 635-nucleotide messenger RNA. Its product is annotated as nucleoside-triphosphatase THEP1. The coding region runs from base 27 to 635 and encodes 202 amino acids. Lineage: Eukaryota; Metazoa; Arthropoda; Insecta; Hymenoptera; Braconidae. The record is from RefSeq and is a predicted model, not a curated record. Gene Ontology annotation, molecular function: ATP hydrolysis activity. The transcript is spliced from 4 exons.